This is a messenger RNA of Arachis duranensis, 948 nucleotides long. RefSeq names its product probable serine/threonine-protein kinase WNK11. Gene Ontology annotation, molecular function: protein serine/threonine kinase activity; ATP binding. The coding region runs from base 44 to 946 and encodes 300 amino acids. Gene Ontology annotation, biological process: protein phosphorylation; intracellular signal transduction. NCBI's taxonomy places the organism in Eukaryota, Viridiplantae, Streptophyta, Magnoliopsida, Fabales, Fabaceae. Gene Ontology annotation, cellular component: cytoplasm. The record is from RefSeq and is a predicted model, not a curated record. The transcript has 3 exons.
GCUUCUCUGUUUCUUCAGAGGAAGCAAUUGUUUUCUCCUCCCGAUGCCAAUUAUAAACAACGGUCCCUCAGACAAAGAACCAUUUGUUGAAGUUGAUCCAACUGGAAGAUAUGGCAGAUACAGUGAGACACUAGGACUAAGUGAUGCUUCCAAAAUUGUGUACAGAGCAUUUGAUAAAGAAGAGGGAACAGAAGUGGCUUGGAACCAAGUGAAGCUUGGCAACUUGAGUGAUGAUGAUCCUUCCAUGGUGGAUAGGCUUUACUCUGAAGUCACAUUGCUCAAAAGCAUUUCCAAUGAACACAUCAUUUCGCUUUUCGCCUUCUGGGAGGAUGACAUGAACAACACCCUCAAUUUCAUCACUGAGGUAUGUAGCAGUGGCAAUCUCAGGGAAUACAGGAAGAGGCACAAACAUGUUUCCUUGAAGGCUCUCAAGAAAUGGUCUAAGCAGAUUCUUGAAGGUUUGAAUUAUUUGCAUACUCAUCAUCCUUGCAUCAUCCAUAGAGACCUCAACUGCAGUAAUGUCUUUGUCAAUGGAAAUACUGGCCAGGUUAAGAUUGGUGACUUGGGGUUGGCAACAAUUGUGGGGAGGAGCCACUCGGCGCAUUCGGUUCUUGGGACGCCAGAAUUCAUGGCGCCGGAGUUAUACGAGGAGAAGUACACGGAAAUGGUGGACAUAUACUCAUUUGGGAUGUGUGUGUUAGAAAUGGUAACAAUAGAGAUUCCAUAUAGUGAGUGUGACAAUGUUGUGAAGGUGUACAAGAAAGUAUGUUCAGGUGUGAGGCCUCAGUCACUGAACAAGAUUAAGGAUGCACAAGUUAAGGCAUUCAUUGAGAGGUGCAUUGCUAAGCCAAGGGCAAGACCUUCUGCUGCUCAGCUUCUCAAGGAUCCUUUCUUUCAUGAGCUUAAUUCUGAAGACUCAGAUUUCAAAGUUCUUGUUAUGGUGUGAUC